Molecule: messenger RNA, 3406 nt
Organism: Mugil cephalus (flathead mullet)
Lineage: Eukaryota; Metazoa; Chordata; Actinopteri; Mugiliformes; Mugilidae
Product: LIM domain kinase 1-like
Exons: 15
Coding region: 344-2647 (767 amino acids)
Biological process (GO): protein phosphorylation; actin cytoskeleton organization; positive regulation of stress fiber assembly
Cellular component (GO): neuron projection; nucleus; cytoplasm
Molecular function (GO): protein binding; protein serine/threonine kinase activity; ATP binding
Source: RefSeq, a predicted model, not a curated record
UACAUGCUGGUAGGGGUGGGAGGGCGGAGAAGAACGUCUAUAAUGGGUUAGGACUAUUUCUCAACAGCCAGCAGGGGGAAGCUGGCCAGAUGGUGUCAGAGGGUCAGAGUUUUUUCUCACACAGCUCCUCUGCACAUAACAGAAGUGAACUCAUACGCACAGGAAGGCUUUGAACGCAUGAAGAGAGAGAUUAAAAAAAAAAGAAAAAGAAAAAAAGGACAACGCCUGCUAUAGUGAACAACAAAGUCAGCGUAUGAUCUUUUCAUGGACGGAUGCAGCUAACAAGCUCCUUUCUUAACUGGGUGGAUUGCGUCUGACAACUGUCUAUCGGUCAACUGGCAGGAUGUCACGACGAGACCAGAGGUUUCGGAGAGGAAUGAAAGGACGAUGUAGUGAAUGUGGCUGUAUCCUGUCUCACUGGUACUAUGAAAGAGAUGGACAGCUCUACUGUAAGAAGCACUACUGGUCCCGUUAUGGAGAACACUGCCAUGGCUGCAAGGAGACCAUCGCAACAGGACUCAUUAUGGUUGCCGGAGACCAAAAGUACCACCCUGAGUGCUUCACGUGCUUGAGCUGUGAAAUGGUCAUUGGAGAUGGAGACACCUACACACUUAUCGAACGCUCCAAACUCUACUGUGGACACUGUUUCCGUCAGGGAGUUGUUUCAGCCGUGUCCACCUCAUCACUCACCAAAAGUCCCCACAUGGUGGCACUGGUGUCUCUCCCUCCUCAUGCAGCAGGUGGGCGAGGACUGACUGUAAAUAUUGAGUUAGGUCAAGACAAAAGCCCUCAAGUCACUGUGACAGAGUUGGACCCGGUCGUCCUCAGUCGUGACCUGCUGCCCUCUGUCCACACUGGUGAUCGCGUACUUGAAGUCAACGGCAUCCCGGUUCGCAAUAUUUCUCCAGAUGAGAUACGCCGUGUCAUCCAGGACCAAAGCAGACCCCUGCAGCUGACAAUUGAACACAACCCACAGUCUCCCAAUGAACACCUACACGCGGACAGUCCCCCAGACAACAGCACCUGUCCUGAACCAUGUGGCCGCAAAAAACUUUCUUCAACCCAUAAACUCCCAAGCCUGGAGGAAGAGCCGGGUCCACGAGAGGAGAACGAUGAUCAAAUCAGGAUGAGCCUCUCACCGCCUCAGCAGCAAGGAGUUAACAUGACACGAUCCAGACCAAUUCUGCGAAGCUGUAGCAUAGAUAAGUGUCCCAUGUCCCCUGGGUCGCUGACUCUUUUAUCUCAGAAGAGAGACAUGGUUCGCUCAGAGUCUCUACGUGCUGAUCCUGGAGAACGGACUCAUCGCAUCUUCAGACCUUCGGACCUGAUCCACGGAGAGGUGCUCGGAAAAGGCUGCUUCGGACAGGCUGUCAAGGUAACUCAUCAGGAGACAGGGGAGGUGAUGGUGAUGAAAGAAUUGAUCAGUUUUGACGAAGAGACACAGAAGACGUUUUUAAAGGAGGUGAAGGUGAUGCGCUGCCUGGAUCAUCCCAACGUCCUCAAGUUCAUUGGUCUGUUUUAUAAAGACAAGCGAAUACAUUUCGUCUCUGAAUACAUCCAGGGAGGAACUCUCCGUGAGGCUAUCAUAAAAAUGGACAAGGAUUUCCCCUGGCACAUUAAAGUUGGUUACGCCAAAGACAUUGCAGCUGGAAUGGCAUAUCUACACUCCAUGAAUGUUAUCCAUCGGGAUCUGAACUCAUACAACUGCCUGGUUAGAGAGAACCAGUCCGUGGUGGUGGCAGAUUUUGGACUAGCUCGGCUGGUGGUGGAGGAGAGGAAUCAGACUAAAACAUCUUCUCUGGAACGGCCUGCGAAAGGGACGCUGUCAGAGCUGCGCAGACCUGACAGGAGGAAACGCUACACUGUGGUGGGAAACCCGUACUGGAUGGCACCAGAGAUGAUCCACGGAAAAACCUAUGAUGAACGAGUGGACAUCUUUUCCUUUGGUAUCAUGAUAUGUGAGAUAAUUGGCAGAGUGAGUGCUGACCCUGACUACCUUCCACGGACAAAUGACUUUGGGUUAAAUGUGGCUGGUUUUCUGAAGCAGUACUACCCUCCACAGUGCCCCUCAGCUUUCCUACCUCUGGCCGUCCUCUGCUGCGACAUGGAUGCUGAUAAACGUCCUUCCUUUUCAAAGCUGGACGAAUGGCUGGGGAACCUGGUGAUGCACCUGGACAUCGGCCUCCCUCUGCUCUCUGAGUUAGAGCAGCUGGGUAGAGCCUUCUGGAAGAAUUACAAUCACCAGUAUCACAACCAGGACAAGACGUCCGCUUCUGACGAACAAACACAAAGUUCAGAGCCACACGGCUCCACCCCUGAGCAGUGUUCAGACAAUGGAAACCACACAGAGACCAAUCACAUUUCUCAGGGGCAAGAUCAAAACAACAGCACACCUGGCAGCCAUUCAGACGGGGAACAAAACACACAUGACAGCUUUGAUGUGAGGUCUGGGUCACAAGGCACAAACCUGUCGUCGUGUCGCAGGUCUACGAACCCGGAUUUGUGCAAGAAUGCCUCUGAAAGCUGCAAAACAGGACAACUAAAAGAGUCGCUCCAGGACGGGGACUCAAUGCCAAGCCUUCCCAGGAAGCCUAGUUUAUACAGUGCAAUGUGGGACACAUCUACAGAGGACAGCUCUUUCCUCUGACUGCUUGGCCAAGUGUUACAGGACAUCGGAAGACAUUUGUGCUUUUUCAACUGGGAGAUAACAGAAACUGUCAUAAAACUGCACUGAUAAUCUGCAGGGAAAUAGGCAGGGUAUGAGAUAUUUAAUUUGAGAACACAGUAAAUAUUUGUGGUAUCUUUGGGUACAGAGCCUUGUUUGUAUUAUUACUAAGGCAUGUAAUUACAGACACAUGUCAAAAUGGCUGCUGCUCUGUGAACCGGUAUUUAUGUGAUUGCAGCUAGAGCCCAAAUAAUAUUUCAUAAAUGUCUUAAAUUUUUAGACAUUAAUUCAUUUUUUUAUUUUAUUUUUUUUAAAUAUAAGCAGAUAACAAAAACAGAUUUGAUGAUUUGUCAUAAUUUAAUGUGUCAGUGCUCUCUGGUGGACGAAAGGUGUAACUGCAGCACUGUUUUUAAAGUACCUCAAACCUACAGUAGCAUUUUUGUAUCACACUUUCUCACUAGUUUAUGGUAUCUCUGUAUGAAACGCCGACCUAUAUUAUGAUUUUAUAGUAUGAACUGAGUGGUCAUUUUAUUAUCUGGGCUGUAGUUUCAACUUUGCAAGGAAGCUGUGAAACACGUGUCACUUUAAGCAUAAGCUAUAUUACAUUAUUUAUGAGAACGCCUUAAGUAUUUUCUGUCAGCAGACUGACCUGUGAAACAACAACGUACACGAUAAAUGUAUAAACCCACGUGGUUUAUGUUUAAAUCAGUAUUCACCAUUAAAAUAUUGGUAUCAAAUACA